This is a messenger RNA of Castor canadensis (American beaver), 2011 nucleotides long. It is a transcript of the gene Pnpla2, whose product is annotated as patatin like domain 2, triacylglycerol lipase. Gene Ontology annotation, cellular component: membrane; cytoplasm; lipid droplet. The record is from RefSeq and is a predicted model, not a curated record. Gene Ontology annotation, biological process: positive regulation of triglyceride catabolic process; lipid homeostasis; triglyceride catabolic process. NCBI's taxonomy places the organism in Eukaryota, Metazoa, Chordata, Mammalia, Rodentia, Castoridae. Gene Ontology annotation, molecular function: triacylglycerol lipase activity.
CGGCUCUGCGCAGCGUCUCCGCCUCGGCUGGCGGAGACCCCGAGCUGGAGCGACCGCGGGGCCGGCCACCUUCGCAGCACGGAGCCGCGAUGUUCCCCCGGGAGGCUAAGUGGAAUAUCUCGUUCGCGGGCUGCGGCUUCCUCGGCGUCUACCACAUUGGGGUGGCCUCCUGUCUCCGUGAGCACGCGCCCUUCCUGGUGGCCAACGCCACGCACAUCUAUGGCGCCUCGGCUGGGGCACUCACGGCCACGGCGCUGGUCACUGGAGCCUGCCUGGGUGAGGCAGGUGCCAACAUCAUUGAGGUAUCCAAGGAGGCACGGAAGCGGUUCCUGGGUCCCCUGCACCCUUCCUUUAACCUGGUGAAGACCAUUCGUGGCUGCCUGCUGAAGAUCCUACCUGCUGAUGGCCACGAGCAUGCCAGUGGGCGUCUGGGCAUCUCCCUGACUCGUGUUUCCGAUGGGGAGAAUGUCAUUAUAUCCCAUUUCAACUCCAAGGAGGAGCUCGUCCAGGCUAAUGUCUGCAGCACUUUCAUCCCUGUCUACUGUGGCCUCAUCCCUCCCUCCCUCCAAGGGGUGCGCUAUGUAGAUGGCGGCAUUUCAGACAACCUGCCUCUCUAUGAGCUUAAGAACACCAUCACGGUGUCCCCCUUCUCUGGCGAGAGUGACAUCUGCCCACAGGACAGCUCCACCAACAUCCACGAGCUCCGAGUCACCAACACCAGCAUCCAGUUCAACCUGCGCAACCUCUACCGGCUCUCCAAGGCCCUUUUCCCACCUGAGCCCAUGGUGCUUCGAGAGAUGUGCAAGCAGGGCUACAGAGAUGGCCUGCGCUUCCUGCGAAGGAAUGGCCUCCUGAACCAGCCCAAUCCCUUGCUGGCGCUGCCCCCUACCCGCCCCCGAGGCCCGGAGGAAGAGGAUGCAGAGGAGGCCAGUGCUGCGGAAGAGAGGAUCCAGACAGAGGGCCACUUGCAACCCACGGGGGUAGAUCACAUCCUGGAGCACCUGCCUGCCCGGCUCAAUGAGGCCCUGCUGGAGGCCUGCGUGGAGCCCAGAGAUCUGAUGACCACACUGUCCAACAUGCUGCCAGUGCGUCUGGCCACAGCCAUGAUGGUGCCCUACACGUUGCCGCUGGAGAGUGCCGUGUCCUUCACCAUCCGCUUGCUGGAGUGGCUACCUGACGUUCCUGAGGACAUCCGGUGGAUGAAAGAGCAGACAGGUAGCAUCUGCCAGUACCUGGUAAUGCGUGCCAAGAGGAAGCUGGACAGCCACCUGCCCUCCAGGCUGUCGGAGCAAAUGGAGCUGCGUAGAGCUCAGUCGUUGCCCUCUGUGCCACUGUCCUGUGCUACUUACAGCGAAGCACUGCCCAGUUGGGUGCGCAACAACUUCUCGCUGGGGGACGCGCUGGCCAAGUGGGAGGAGUGCCAGCGGCAGCUGCUGCUGGGCCUCUUCUGCGCCCACGUGGCCUUCCCGCCAGAUGCCCUGCGCAUGCGCCGACCCGCUGGCUCCGCCCCCCCAGAGCCUGCACCCGCGCAGCAUCCACGGCCUGCCCCCUUGCUGAGCGGCUCUAUUCCUAUUCCUCCUUCCCCAGCCAAACCCUGAGCUGCCUGCCACAGGAGUCAGGGCCCUGGGACACUAUCCCCUGCCUCCCUCCUGUUACCAGUGUGGAGGGAGGAGAUGGGCGCCCUCACAACUGCAAAAAGGGGUUUGCGGAAUGCCCCUUCGCCAGCCACUCACUUGCUGCACUGAGUGGGGAGGGAUGAGGGGUAACCCUCUCCUUGGGGCCACAGAAGCACCUCUCCCCAGCCCCACCCGCUUCUUGGUGCAGUUCCCCUUGAGAACGCAUCUGCUCCUCCUGCCCUAUUUUUGUGUUUUGCCCAAGAGUGUUUAUGAAGAUUUAUUUAUUUUUGCCAAAAUAGAUGUAAUAAACGCCACAGCUCAGCGUCUGCCUUCUUCACUUGUAUGUGCCACACCCUCUCUUUGCUCGGGGGGGACAUGGAGAGAGCCUCCCCCUA